AUGAAUGCAAGACAAGAACUACCAACUUUGGGUAGAAGAAUGGAAUUCUUACACCAGCCUGUCAAACAAAAGUAUAGAACAACUCAUAAUCUGGGCAAAACACUUAGAGGGUUGAAAUGGAAAAGCCCUACUAAAGAAACAACUACAAACAAUAAUCUAUACAAAUGUCUUUUUGACAAGAUGAAGAGCCAUUAUAAACAAUUCUAUAAUAUUAGAUGCUUGGAACCUAAGAGAAAGAAAGAUGCAUAUAAAUCUAUUAAAAAUCAAGGCAAUCAAAAAUGCCUUAAAUUAAUGGAAGUUUCUUCAGAACCAAUCCAUCCUGUUUUAUUUAGACUCUAUAACAAUAGUUAUCUAUAUCAAUCAACAAGGCAGAAUGGUGUCACCAAUGAUGAGUUAAAUUGCCAAAGAGAUAUGGAAAUUAUGUAUAAAGAGAAAUAUCAAAAUCCAAGCCCAACACAUAUCCAGAAACAGACAAAUACAAAACUACUUCAGUUGGAAAUAAGAACCACAGGCUUUAGCAAUAAAUACAUUAAUUUAAUCUUGAAAGAACUGGAAUGCUUAUAUGAACUCUCUGUGGAAUCUAAUACCCAAGACUUCAGCUCCUUGGUUUUCUUUUCUUUUGAAAUAUCUGAUCGAUAUACUAUUUAUACUAUCCAAAACUGCACUAGUACACAACAGAGAAAUUCUAUUUCAGAACCCCAAGUGGAAGAUUUGCAUCCAGAAGAUAUUAUUAGAUCAAAGCCUUUUCUAAAAGAGCUAUAG
Dentiscutata erythropus is the source of this 762-nucleotide messenger RNA. The record is from the annotation of a GenBank genome assembly. NCBI's taxonomy places the organism in Eukaryota, Fungi, Glomeromycota, Glomeromycetes, Diversisporales, Gigasporaceae.